Messenger RNA from Arabidopsis thaliana (thale cress), 1551 nucleotides. RefSeq lists its product as uncharacterized. The coding region runs from base 309 to 1526 and encodes 405 amino acids. NCBI's taxonomy places the organism in Eukaryota, Viridiplantae, Streptophyta, Magnoliopsida, Brassicales, Brassicaceae. The transcript has 2 exons. The record is from RefSeq and is marked reviewed.
GCGAGAUUUUGAAAAACGGAAAAGGUCAAGAGUGUCUAUGUUCUACCAAGAAAUGAUCUCCUCAAGUGAAAGGGAUAAAGAGUUUUUAUGUGUAGUAUCAUGUAAUCCAAAUAUACCAGUUCAAACAGUCGUCGACACUCUAGAGAUUAACUAUAUUCUUUUCAAUUUAUAAUCCUUAUUCUUAUGGAAUAAAUAACUAAGAGAGGAGGGCUGUGAAGUUUUCUUUUAACUUCAUGCUUUUAAUUAUUUAUUGAUGCUUUAAUGUCAAUAUCCUCCUAGACACAGUUAUCGAGAAGUCUCUCCCGACCAUGUUUUCUGGCGCCGGCGGAGGUAAAAAUCGCCGGCGUCGGGACGUUGCUACUCUGCCAUGUUUCCUCUAUUCUCUUGUUACACUCUUUUUGUUUUCAAUUCCUUUUUUCCUCUUGCAAUCAUAUUUUAAACCCUUGCGAACCAUAUCUCUCACGACUUCCAACGGCGAAUCAAACUCCAGCAACGGAAGCCAACGAUGGGGUUCAGCGUUUGCUAUCCCGUCUCACCCUCUGUUCGCACAAUUUCUGCCAAAACCGCCAAUUUCCAGCGAUGCAAGCCAAACGACAGAAUCCUCACUCAUCGCUCAACUUUUCACUUCCCGAUCUGGAUCUAUUUUGAUCCUCCCAGAAGAACCCUCACACUGGACUUCGUUGAUGGCAGGAGAUCUCUCUCUUGGACCAUUAGAUGCGCCAUGUCCGGUGGAGACGUUGACGGCGCACGACGAUGGUACUUUCUGGAUGGAGAUCCCAUGUUUCUUUGAUCGUGUCUCAUUGAUAAAGGCUCCAGCGACUAUUUUUGUCUCCGAUCUCGCAUAUCCGGUGAAAUCAUGUCGGAAUAGUGGUCAGCCACUCAACUCGAAGAAGCGGCAGUCAUCAGGAGACAAAACCCUAGCUGCUGGUGUGGAUCUAUAUUUGAUGUCACGUUAUGAUUUUGAGACUGGCCAUGGACUCCUUUCUCUCAUCACGUUGACAACAAUAGAUAGUCUAGACAAGGAGCUCUUAUUAACCCUGGUGGUAGAUCUUAGUGUCCUUGAGAGUAGCUCAUACAAUUCCUAUAUGUCUAAGAAUCUUAUGAUAGAAUCAUCCUCUUUGAUAGAGAGAACUUUUGAAUCAUCCUCUUUUAUAGAGAGAACUUUUGAUUGGUCUCUGACCUUAAGUUUGCAAAACCAUUUGGAUACCUUAACCACCUUUGUAGAAGCCUCGUGUUUCGAGCCGGUGAUAUCCAAGGUUAAAGACUUUUUCUCAACGUCACUAUGUCUUGUUUGGACCGUGACCAUUCAACAAUCUCCCGAAGUAUUCGUGGAAUUGUCUUCGACUCACCAUUCUCUCGCUUGUGGCAAGUUACUAUCUUGUUCUUGUCUCCGAUGUAUGGAUCUACGGUCGAUUUAUCCUAUCCUUUUCCUUUUCCAUUCUCUUGUGAGAGAGCUAGUAUUGUUAUUUGAUGUUUCCAACAAUGAGGUUGAUGUUUGUGUAAACUUUGUACUACCUAUGGGUUGAGUUUGAAUGAAAGUAUGCUUUGCAC